Prionailurus viverrinus (fishing cat) is the source of this 1032-nucleotide messenger RNA. Its product is annotated as homeobox protein NANOG-like. Lineage: Eukaryota; Metazoa; Chordata; Mammalia; Carnivora; Felidae. The record is from RefSeq and is a predicted model, not a curated record. Gene Ontology annotation, biological process: regulation of transcription by RNA polymerase II. Gene Ontology annotation, molecular function: DNA-binding transcription factor activity, RNA polymerase II-specific; RNA polymerase II cis-regulatory region sequence-specific DNA binding.
AUGACUUUUGGCCAAAAGAGUCACCUGGUAUACAGCGAAGUUGAAGUGGAAAGAAAAAAAGAACUUUCCCUGACCGGGAAUCGAACCCGGGCCGCGGCGAUCCGGAAAACCGGAGGACAGCGGCGAUGUGAGAGUCAGAGUACUACUGCUUUCUCAGAAAAGAAACCUCCAGCAGUCACUGGGAAGGUGUUGGGGUCCUUUAAGGAAGGAAACAAAACGCAUGUGUCAGAAGUGGGAUUCGAACCCACGCCUCUGUUCAGAGACCAGAACGCCCGCAGGGAAGGUAUUUCUGCCCUAUCGUCCCUGCCAAACCCAUCCUUCAAGAUCACUCCUCCUCCUCCGCCAAGUCUCACAGCCAUGGUUAGAGAUAAAGGAGAAACAGUGAGUGUGGAUCCAGCUCAGCCCCAAUGCCCAUCUUGUCCCAAAGCACAUUCUAGGGACUCUUCUCCAACGCCUGAGAUUUAUGGACCUGAAGAAAAUAAUUCAUCCUUGCAAAUGUCAUCUGUUGAGACACCUCACAUGGAGACUAUCUCUCAUCUUCCUUCCUCCAUGGAUCUGCUUAUUCAGGACAUCCCCAAUUCUUUCACCAGUCCCAGACUAAAACUACUACCUGCUUCCAUAGAGGAGAGGACAAUGAAGAAGGAAGAUACGGUCCAGGGCAAGAAACAGAAGAUCAAAACAGUGUUCUCUCAGACCCAGCUAUAUGUACUCAAUGAUAGAUUUCAGAGACAGAAAUACCUCAGUCUCCAGCAGAUGCAAGAACUUGCCAACAUUCUGAAACUUAGCUAUAAGCAGUUUAAGACCUGGUUCCAGAACCAGAGAAUGAAAUGUAUGAGAUGGCAGAAAAACAACUGUCCAAAGAAUAGCAACAGUGUGACUCAGAACAGCUCAGAAACUACAGAAUAUACAGGCUUCUAUUCCUAUCACUGGGGAUACCUGAUGAACACUUUUGGAAAUCUUCCAAAAUGGAGAAACCAGACCCGGAACAGCCAGUCUUGGAGCAACCAUUCCUGGAACAGUCGGAACAACUAG